This is a messenger RNA of Trichoderma reesei QM6a, 315 nucleotides long. RefSeq lists its product as uncharacterized. The record is from RefSeq and is a predicted model, not a curated record. The transcript is spliced from 2 exons. NCBI's taxonomy places the organism in Eukaryota, Fungi, Ascomycota, Sordariomycetes, Hypocreales, Hypocreaceae. Bases 1 to 315 code for a protein of 104 amino acids.
AUGUCGAAAUUCGCUGCGAACCAGAUUGAUGACCAGGACACCAACGACACUCUUGGUGCAGACGUUCCCGAGGGACAGGUCCAAGACGAUUCGUACACGACAGGUACUCAGAACGAGGCAAUCCCUGUUCAGGGCGACGAUGCUCCAGUCGAAGACCCAAUCCAGGCAUCAGCUGCGGACAGCGAUGAGCAACUGGCACAAGAUGACAGAGAAGCCAUUGACAAGUCCAACAUCAUUGGCGAGAGAACUCGUGGUUCCAAACCGAUGGGGUCGUAUCAAGAGCCCAGCGAUGAGCAGAUGGGAUUGACUGAAUAA